GCUGGGGGUCUAUAUCCAAAAGUACAGCAGGAUGAUCAUCGUUCCACGCCCAACUUAGGUGGCUCAUCAUCUGCGGAACGCGACAUAGCACAUCGGAACUCCCUUACAAUUAAAUUACCAUCCACACGUUACGGUGUUGACGACGUACCAUUCAAGCUGAACCCUUCAGUGCAGACUUAUCUGUCUCUCAGAAAGAUGGGUGCAUUACCAGCGCUGAAGGUUUGUGACCGAGCAAGAUUGGAUUCGCUGUUGGAUUAUUCGUUCAAUUUAGAACGUGCCACUCUUUCCAAUCCAUGA
Molecule: messenger RNA, 297 nt
Organism: Anisakis simplex (herring worm)
Lineage: Eukaryota; Metazoa; Nematoda; Chromadorea; Rhabditida; Anisakidae
Source: the annotation of a GenBank genome assembly